Messenger RNA from Aspergillus alliaceus, 819 nucleotides. RefSeq lists its product as uncharacterized. The coding region runs from base 1 to 819 and encodes 272 amino acids. The transcript has 2 exons. NCBI's taxonomy places the organism in Eukaryota, Fungi, Ascomycota, Eurotiomycetes, Eurotiales, Aspergillaceae. The record is from RefSeq and is a predicted model, not a curated record.
AUGUCCGAUGAUUGGGGAAGCCCCUACGGGUUGUCAUUUCGCAGGAACAGUUCGUGCCUGAGCACUGACUCAGACUGUGGUCAAACAUGGGCGCCAUUCCACGCCUGUUGCCCAAAUGGCACCCACUAUCCCACGCAGAACAACGUUAAAUGUUGUCCCAGCGACGCAGACUGUAGCGAUCUCUUCAAGGAGAGUCCACACUGUGCAAACAGCACGGGCAACCUUCUCAAAGCAAAUGGCUACUUCUGUUGCCCUGCUGGGACAGUAGGCGUCUCGAGAAAGGACACUGAGUUCGUCGGCUGUGCAAAGUCCGUAGACGAUGUGGGAGACGCAUAUAAUCUAUUAGCUACAAUUUCCACCGGGCCACCAAGCCCAACCCUAGUUUUCAGCUUCUCGUCUUCGACAUCGUCCUUUGCGACUUCCACAUCAUCGCCAUCCCCGAGUCCAUCGCGAACCGACUCACUAACAGAGACAUCAGCCCCUACUGCAACAUCUACGGCAAACCCAUCAGGUUCAUCUGCACAGAUCAACACUGGUGCGGUCGCAGGCGGUGUGGUUGGUGGCGUUGCGGGUUUCGCACGCAUCACCUUUCUGAUCUGGUUUUAUCUCCGCCGUCGAAAGGCGUCAUUACGCGAGGGUGCACGGGUAUCUAGCUAUUCCUACUACUCAGGAGCUCCGAAGGGUGCUGUCGCGGGACGCAACUCGGUUCUGCAGGAGCCUGACAACUCCGCUGGAUCACCGCCACAACCGCCGAUUUACGAGCUAGCGACGGCGAAUACGCCCACAGCAUGGGAGAUGCGGGUGAGCCGCCAGCCAUGA